UUAAUGUUCAUAGGUAUUAUUUCAAUUGGUCACUGAAGAAGAGUAUUUAUCUUCAUUCAGCACUAAGGACAAAAUACAUGGACUUUUACAAUCUUUAUAAGGGGAAAGGUUGCUUAGUAGACUUCAGGUUUAAUGGUGAAGACUAGAAAAUAAUCAUACCUAGGAGGCUAGUAAGUAACAACCCUCAAAGCUUAUCAUUAAAGGUCAAGUACCUGUUGAAAUCCCGCCCCCACCCAAUGACUCUUCCCACUGUGCCUACUGCCUCUGAUUUUAACCCAUUAAAAGAAUAAAGCUGGAGAGAGCGAGAGUACGAAGCGCGGCAACCCGAGUCAUGGCAGGACAGGCAUUUAGAAAGUUUCUUCCCCUCUUUGACCGAGUAUUAGUUGAAAGAAGUGCACCCGAAGUUGUAACCAAAGGAGGCAUUAUGCUUCCAGAAAAAUCGCAAGGAAAAGUAUUGCAAGCAAUGGUAGUAGCUGUUGGAUCAGGCUCUAAAGGAAAGGGUGGAGAGAUUCAACCAGUUAGUGUGAAAGUUGGAGAUAAAGUUCUUCUCCCAGAAUAUGGAGGCACCAAAGUAGUUCUAGAUGACAAGGAUUCUUUCUUAUUUAGAGAUGGUGACGUUCUUGGAAAAUAUGUCGACUAAAAUAAGUCACUAUUGAAAUGGCAUCACGUGAAGCUGCCCGUUCCCCCAAUGGCAUCACGUGAAGCUGCCACUGAAGUUCUGAAAUCUUUCAUCCUGUAAAUAAUUUCCGUGUUUCUUUUAUAAUAAAGUAAUGAUAUCCAAACUAAUGAUAUUCAGUGUCUCUGAAAUUUAGUUUUCUCUGUAUUGAUUUAAACAUU
Balaenoptera acutorostrata (minke whale) is the source of this 837-nucleotide messenger RNA. RefSeq names its product 10 kDa heat shock protein, mitochondrial-like. Gene Ontology annotation, molecular function: protein-folding chaperone binding; protein folding chaperone; metal ion binding. The coding region runs from base 332 to 640 and encodes 102 amino acids. NCBI's taxonomy places the organism in Eukaryota, Metazoa, Chordata, Mammalia, Artiodactyla, Balaenopteridae. The record is from RefSeq and is a predicted model, not a curated record. Gene Ontology annotation, cellular component: mitochondrial matrix. The transcript has a single exon.